Molecule: messenger RNA, 1400 nt
Organism: Linum trigynum
Lineage: Eukaryota; Viridiplantae; Streptophyta; Magnoliopsida; Malpighiales; Linaceae
Source: the annotation of a GenBank genome assembly
CCCCACUCGGCCUCGCCCUAAAAAUUAAUAAAACUUAAAACCCAGUGUGCAAAGGAAGAACCCAGCCGCACAAGCAAAACCCCCUGUCCCUUUCGCUUUCUUCCCUCCCGCCCAGCCUUCUCCCUAUGGGUAUCGAGAUUUGAUCCGAAAUCAAUAUUUUGCUGAAUGGAAAGGAUGGCUUGAAAACAUUCGUAAUGGAUACAAAGGCUUGGUGGCGGAGGAACUACUUGGACCGGGGGGAGAUGCACCCAGCUAUUCGAUAGCCGCAGGAGAUCGCAACGAGCCAAUACCAUGGACGCGAGGACAUGACCACCAUAAGCUAGCACCGCUGCUUAUGCUAGAGUAAGUAAUUCGAUCAAUUGUCUAGCUUAAAUAAUUGGAUAGGAGAGGUCAGUUCUCGAGGGUUUUUCAUUGUGCGAUCCGACUGUUAUUUUUAAUGAAAGGGAUAUGCAUCAGAGGCUUGGCUUAACCGUGUAAAUGGACUUUUCAAGUAAUCAAGUUGAUUUGAGAUAGGGCAAUGGGGAAGAAAUAUUCAAUGAAGGGAGUACGGUUGGUGUUUGCUAGAAAGAAUACAUGGAUGCAUGAAUUCAUCACGGGUGGAAGGGAAGCAAUUCUUGAGUUGGCAUGCAUAAAGGAACGUGUAAGCGAGCAUGGAAUGGAUGGAGCAUACGUGGAGGUUAUUGAGGGAGUUCAGAAUGUUGUUGAUAAAGAGGAAAAGGAGACAUCAUCCAUCGUUGUUAAAGGGAUCUCGGAGACCAGAAUUCAAGAUAUAAUGGUGGUGGCGAUCGAUAGCUGAUAGUGAUUAACUCGUGUGGAUUCAGAACAGUAAGGCGAGUGUAAAGGGGUAAAUUCUACGCCUUAUGUAUUUUUUUUAAGUAUUAUGAUUUUAAGUAGCGAAUUGGUUACCGUUGCUUGAUUAUGUUUAUGAUUGAUUACUUGUGCUUUGCUUGAGCUAUGAUUUGAGGUGAUUUUGUGCUAUUUGAGGCGAUUUUGCGCUAUUUACCUUAAAGCGUUAUGUUAUGAGUUAUUGUUAAAGUUUAAGAAACAAGUUCUUUUUAAAAAGUAACUCACCUUCAAGAAGGUGAAGUCAUUUUAAGUGUUUUUAGUCUCUAGCGCCAGUCCGUUGCCAUUUGAGAUUUUCAGAUAGAACAACAGUUAUGCUCUUGAGAUCUUUGAGACAGAGCAGUAGUUAUGCUCUUGAGAUAUUUAAGUUGAGCAGCAGUUAUGCUCUUGAGAAUCGUGGAAGAAGAGCCUUCCACGAUAAGUUUAAGUUUAAGGAAAGCCUUGGUGGCUUCUCAUACGUAUGAGUUGGAAACCGGACUAGCUAGUGAGGGAUCCCCGUGUCAGUCAAUAAUUUUAAGUGGAGAUUUGAGCUUUAAGAAUACAGUUUUAAGAGUUAA